Fusarium keratoplasticum is the source of this 1509-nucleotide messenger RNA. RefSeq lists its product as uncharacterized. Bases 1 to 1509 code for a protein of 502 amino acids. Gene Ontology annotation, biological process: transmembrane transport. The transcript has a single exon. Gene Ontology annotation, molecular function: transmembrane transporter activity. The record is from RefSeq and is a predicted model, not a curated record. Lineage: Eukaryota; Fungi; Ascomycota; Sordariomycetes; Hypocreales; Nectriaceae.
AUGGACGAAAAGAGGAACUCGCAGGUCCCGGAUCCGGAGAGGGGUUCUGACCGACAGAGCCAAGACACUUCCACUACCGCGGAUGUCGAUGCCAUUACUUCAAUUCAUCAAACGGAGGAUCACCGCUCGGUCCAGGAUAAGGAGAAUGGCGACAUGUUCCCCCCUCGGAAUGAUGGCCCUCCUCCUCCGCCCAAUGGAGGAUACGGUUGGGUCUGUACGGCCUGUGUUGCGACAAUCAAUGCCCAUACAUGGGGUCUCAAUUCUAGUUACGGAGUGUUCCUUGCCCACUAUCUCGCCAACGAUACAUUCCCCGGUUCCUCGUCUUUAGAUUACGCCUUUGUUGGUUCUCUGAGCAUCAGUUGCGCCUUGCUCAUCUCUCCUAUCGCAACCGUCCUCGUCCGCGAAAUCGGCACGAAGCCUACCCUGUUAUUGGGAGUUGUUCUGGAAACUACCAGCUUGAUAUGUGCCAGCUUUGCAUAUAAAAUCUGGCACCUUUUUCUCACCCAAGGCGUCCUCUUUGGCCUAGGAAUGGGCUUUCUCUUUGUCCCAAGUGUCGGCAUCGUCCCGCAAUGGUUCACUACCCGUCGAUCCCUAGCCAAUGGCUUCAGUGCAGCCGGAUCUGGUCUCGGCGGUCUUCUUUACUCAUUGGCAUCGGGUGCCAUCAUUGAGAAUAUGGGCCUCAAAUGGGCAUAUAGGAUCCUGGGAAUCCUGGUUUUUGUGGUCAACAUCAUCUGCACACUGCUUGUCAAGGAUCGUAACAAGAUCAUUGGCUCCCGCCAGGCUCCAUUCGACAUUCAACUAUUCAAGCGCCCCGAGUAUAUCCUGCUUCUCGGUUACGGAUGGUUUAGUAUGCUUGGAUACGUCGUUCUCAUCUUCAGUCUUGCCAACUACGCCAACUUCAUUGGUCUCGGCCCUUCUGAAGCGGCCAUGGUCAGCGCCAUCUUCAACUUGGGACAGGCUGUUGGUCGACCCUUUAUCGGAUACUUUAGUGAUCGGACGGGACGCAUCAACAUGGCCUGUGUCACUACAUUCAUGGCCGCCAUUCUAGUCUUCGUUCUCUGGAUCAAUUCCAAGUCGUAUGGCGUCUUGCUCUUCUUUACGAUCGUGGGCGGAGCAGUGGGAGGAACCUUCUGGGCGACAGUGGCCCCUGUCACCGCUGAGGUCGUUGGCCUGGCUGACGUACCUACGGCGCUUAACCUCAUGUGGCUUGUCAUCGUCCUGCCUUGCACUUUCAGUGAGCCGAUGGCGCUCGAGAUUGUCACAGGGACAGGCAAGUACAUCGGCGCUCAAGUUUUCGUGGGUUUCAUGUACGUUGCGGCCGGCCUCUGCUUGUUUGUCCUGCGUGGGUGGAAGAUUGCAGAGAUCGCAGAGAUUGCCCGAGUCACAAAUCAGGAUCCCGAGGACAUCGAUCGUGUCAGGACCCAGAAUAGCGAGGCAGUCAGCAUCAAGAGCAAGAGGGCCGGGCGGAAGAGGAUGCUCGCAGAGUGCUAUAAGUCUGGCUGGAUCUGA